AAGCGUGCCUACGUGACGCAGAAGCCAUUUUUACUCAAUGGUUCUAUUCGUGAGAAUAUCCUAUUCCAUUCUCCGCUGGACGAAGAGAGGUAUUUUGAGGUGCUGCAAAAGUGCUGUCUUCUUCCUGACUUGGAGAUGUUUCCGGACUACGACUACACCCUCGUGGGCGAGAGUGGUGUACAACUGUCCGGAGGCCAAAAAGCUCGCGUUGGCCUAGCAAGGGCUCUUUACAGCGACGCUGACAUUCUGUUUCUCGACGACGUUUUGUCCGCGGUAGAUGCUCACACGGGCAGGUUUUUGUUUGACCAUGUGAUUUGCGCACAAGCUUUGCAAUGCGGGAAAACGGUGAUAUUGAUCACACAUCAGUUGCAGUACUUGGCGAGACCAGAAAUAUCGCAGAUCUUCCUGGUUCAAGACAACCUGGUGCAACAGAGCAACUGGCAGAAGCUACAGCAGAAGGGAUUGCCGAGCUUUUUGAAACAGGUAUUUUGAAAGUUCUUUGUUAUCGGCUUUUUUUCACAGCUAAUGUUUAGAUGACACUCGACGAUCUUCAUCGAGAUGGUAUUCCCAAACCUCAUGCGCUUGCGCAAUACCGCUCAAAAGAUACAUGUUCAGGUGUCAACAUCAAGUAGCGGACUAAGAUCCGCAGACUCAUCAUCGACUUCACUCGAGAGCUUUCCUGAUCCCGACAAAGCAGGAGGAACAUUGGAAAGCGUCCCCUCUUCUUCGGAAAGCGAUCCAAGAAGUAGCAGUGAUGUGGUAGCGAGGAAAAGACAAAAGGGGGAUUCGAAAAGCAGUACAACAACAGGCCAGGAAGGAGAAGCCAACUCUUCGUACAUGAAAAAGCUAGCGGAGCGUGAGCUUGCCGAAAAUGCUCAGCGACAUAACGUCUACCUGUCAGAAUGCACGCAAGCAUUAGCGCAGAUUCUGCGGUCGAUGGAAGGACACAGAGUGUCCGAUCGGUUGAUUGGUCACGUUAGCAGUUUGCUGCUUGGUUCCGAAGAGGAAACAAGAUUUUCCGGGUCAAUACCAAUACAGGACCUGGGCGUGUACCUGAAAGCGUUUGGAACGUGGGUCACCAACUUCGCCUUGUUGGGCUUGCUGAUCCUCUCAGCAGUUUUUUCGGUACUCGCGAAUGUUUUUCUGACGUAUUGGGCAAACGAAAACAAGAAACAAGGACCAACUAUGAUGGCAGAUGUAGACGGUGCAGCAGGAGAAUCAUUUCCAUCUUCUUUCCCGAUGAUGUUCGCCGCCCUUGCGCCUGCCUCAGUCCAGACAGCGGCCGUGGUGCCACCAUCUAUGGGCACAGCUACUCUUGCUGGCUUACAAUUACAGUCGCAGCCGUUGUUACUGGCCGCUUCAACACACCAGGUGCCGUUCUUUGCUAGCAUGGACGAGAGUGACGCGAAAACAGCAGAAGCCACUACAUCAACCUGGUCGCAGUCGCAUUAUCUCCUGAUCUACAUUUUCAUCAAUUUUGCGGCUGCUUCUGCGGCAGCGGCACAGACUCUAGUGCUGACCAUCUGCUCUUUGCGUGCCUCAGUAGCCAUUCACGAACGAAUGCUCUCCAAUCUACUGAAAGCACCUCUGUCCUUUUUCGACGUAACCCCUACUGGUCGGAUUCUGAAUCGCUUUCUGCAAGAUAUGCAGAAUGUGGACAAUUUCGUCCCCACAGUGAUCAUCCAGCAGAUCCAGAACACGUUGAACAUGGCGACCCAACUAGUGCUCAUUUUCAUCUACUGUCCACUAGUCAUGUUUUUGUUUCCGGCACUAGUAAUUCCGUACGUCUACAUUUUUGGGCGGAUUCGUGGACCAGCUAGGGAUACGAGGCGGAUCGAAGCAGUGGCGCACUCGCCAGUCUAUUAAGGCUUCCACCCCUAAUCGUCCAUCCCUGUAGACAUCGAUCCCUCAGGGACGAACAGGAGAGACCUCUAAGGCUAUGCGGAAUUCGUCGAUUGUCUCAGUUUCCUUUUGCUCAACAGAAAGUUGUUUUUGCCUUGAAAGUUGUUUCCUUUUGCUCAUUUGAAAGUAUGCGGAAUUCGUCUUGAAAGUAGAACAGAGAAAAAGACCGUUGUUUCGACCGACGAUGUCCGCAACUCUAAGGCUAUGCGGAAUUCGUCGAUUGUCUCAAGGGACUGGACACUAUUCAGGCGAUGGCGAAAGAAUCUGCUUUUUGUGCUAGCAAUUUGAAGAAAGUAGAGCAAAUGGCGAAGGGCAAGUACUACAACGAGGCAGUUUGCAAGUGGGCGCAAUCUCUCACUACCAUUUGGGGUUGCGUCAUCUACCUCUUCACUGGUCUUAGCGGAUGUUGGUUUUUCUACUUCUAUCCAGGUUCAUCUUCUUCAGAUGGUCAUCAUACUACCGAAGUUAUCACCUCUGGUGACCUUGGACUCGUGCUCUUGUAUGCAGGCGUUUUGCAACGUGCCUGUAUGGAUUACUGCAUGGGGAUGACGACUCUGGAACAGAAUUUCGUCUCAGUGGAGAGAUGUUGCGAGUACUGCCGUUUACCAGUCGAACAAGGGCAGGUAGAAACGGGAAACUUACGGGUAGGUUAAAGGUGCUUUUCUUACCGCUUUUUAUGCCUCUCCUAAGGGAGAAAGGCACAACAAGCGGGGUAAGCGAGCACCAAAAACCUACCUCUAAGUAACGAAGUACUAGCAGGUGGAGACAAUGAAGCCGCCGGUGCCGUAGGUGUACUUCAGAUUAACGCUGCAGAUCUCAAAGAGCCUCGUGGAGAAGCAGUAGCAGAGAGAAGUCGUAGUCGUAGUGGUGAUCCUGCUAGUAGAAAAGAUGUCCCUGCUGCUCAUCUAGAUGAACUUUUGCCAGUAGUACUCUCCCGGAAUCGAAGCACUGGUAGUGCUACAUCUGGGGAUCCAUCACCGACAAUCGAUGCCAUGAUUCGCCGUACGUCGAAAGAGCUCGCUGUAUCGACAAAUCUGUCACUCGACGACGCCAUUGAGCGGGCUCGUGGUGAAGGAGCCGAAGAAGGACCACCCAUUGCUGUUGACGUCCGCAAUCUGAGUCUCAGAUACCGACUGCACAAAGCGCCAGUGCUGAGGAAUAUCAACUUUCAAGUGCAACGAGGGGAAAAAGUGGCUAUUAUCGGUCGCUCUGGGUCUGGGAAGUCCAGCUUGUUCAACGCCUUGUCAGGGCUCUAUCCGUGUCAGCCGGGUACGGAGUUGAGAAUCAGUGGCGUCAGUCUGGAUAUUCCAGCCAUACCCAGUUCUUCUCUUCUACCGACUGUGGCCACCGCUUCUUCGUCCUCGUCCUCUGCUUCUUCUAUUUCCAGGAGUAGUAGUAGUGUAAUCCGCAACCCUGUUUCUUGGCGUAAGAGCGGCCUUUUCAGAAUAGUCUCGCAAGAUAGUACCCUGAUCAGCGGCACAGUGCGGGAGAAUCUACUCAGUGGAGGCAAUGCGCAUGACGCUGCGGCUUUGUCAGCCUCUGGUGGAUCAUCUUCAAGUAGUACUAGCUCAUCGUCAAAGCGUUGUUGGGACGCUCUCACCCUUGUGGGCCUCGACGACAGAGUUCGACAACUACCUGAACAACUAGACGAACCCAUGUCCGCUGCUGGAGAAAACUUCUCUGUGGGAGAACGACAACUUUUCGCUGUUGCUAGGGCAUUGGUGGAGGAAGAGCAAGAGAGGAGACAAACAUCGAAUUCUCAUACUCCUACUUCUCAUACUCCUAGUACUUUCAAUAAAAACAGGAUGAACAAAGCUGCUUCAUCAUCAUCAUCACAUCAAUAUCAUCGACAACAUCAUCGCGUCUUAUUCGCAGAUGAGGCUACCGCAAACAUCGACCUACUUAGUGAUGAGAGGAUUCAUGACGUGAUUUUGAAUAAAGUCGGUGAAUCUACUACGGUGCUGUGGAUCAUGCAUCGACUGCAUUUCGUGAUGCGCUUUGACAAGAUCCUUAUCUUCGAGCAAGGCGACCUAGUCGAAGCAGGUACGCCAGCAGCGCUACAGGCCGAUCCAGACAGUCGUUUGGUGAGACUGUUGAGGGAGGCGGAGCUGUGAGCUAGGACACUGAGGACAUCCGCCUAGUGACUGUACUUAUACAGAAGUAUGAUCGAGUCGUGGUAUAGUUUCACAAUUUUUUCUUUUGAUUUUCGAGCUUCCGUUUGUUGAGAAUACAGCUUUCGUCAGAGAAGAGUCCAACAGCACUCUCAUCUUGGUUACUGUCACUAGUCUAGCAAAUGUACGCGUGGAGAGGCACGGCUUGUUUUCUGCUUCUUGUUUCUUGAAAAAUGUACUAGGCUGCGCUGAAAAAUGUACUAGGUCAACAGUUGCUUUCACAAAUAUUACUAUCGCAACAAAAUGAAAGAAGAGCAAGAAGACUCCUCGUUUUUUGAGUUUUUGAUGAAAUCCGAAGAAGUAAGGGGGAUGAUCUCUCCCGUCUUCGAGACGUUGACGCUAAGACUAGGACUAGGAGUUGUAAGUAGAGUUAGCAGCGAACCAUUUUGAGGAGGUAAAACAU
Molecule: messenger RNA, 4476 nt
Organism: Amoebophrya sp. A25
Lineage: Eukaryota; Dinophyceae; Syndiniales; Amoebophryaceae
Source: the annotation of a GenBank genome assembly